Polyodon spathula (Mississippi paddlefish) is the source of this 2830-nucleotide messenger RNA. RefSeq names its product amyloid beta (A4) precursor protein-binding, family B, member 1 (Fe65) (gene apbb1). Lineage: Eukaryota; Metazoa; Chordata; Actinopteri; Acipenseriformes; Polyodontidae. The record is from RefSeq and is a predicted model, not a curated record. The transcript has 13 exons. Gene Ontology annotation, cellular component: nucleus; cytoplasm. The coding region runs from base 363 to 2351 and encodes 662 amino acids. Gene Ontology annotation, biological process: regulation of DNA-templated transcription. Gene Ontology annotation, molecular function: amyloid-beta binding; transcription factor binding.
GAAAAGUCUGCACGUCGCGAACACACCCUGUGUUUUUGUAAAUGUACAGCAGUCGCGCUCUGUGUUUAUGAGAGGAUAUUCUUUUAAAAUGCGUUUUGUAUACUAUAGGUGUAUAAAGGUAGAUGCAUAAAUGUAGUAUACUUGAAAAUAAAUAAAUAUAAAAAUGAACAAAAACAGCGAGUUUGUUAAAUGUAAUUUAUUCAAACUCCUGUAUUUUCUAUUGGUGAUACGGAAAAGCGUGUAGAGAAGCAGGUGCUGUUUUCUCCAGUGAGGAUUUGUCCAGUCAGUGAAAACUGAAUGGACCAAAGCGUAAGCCUUCUAAUAUCUGCAAAAAUAGCCAAACACAUCCCUAGCCUGUUGCCAUGUCCCUGGAAAUGAAAACAGACCUGACUAAUGACACCUGCCUGCAGACCCCUCUUCAGUUGAAUCCACAGUCUCUUCAUAAUGCCUUACUGGACCCUGAGAUCAGGAAAGACACAUCCCACAACGAGCACAGCGGCUACAAGGUGGACAAACAUGCCAAUAAUCAUGAGACUGAGCAAACCAACAAACCCACAAACGAGCAUGCCAAUGUCAAAUGGGUGAAGGAGGGCCAAAAUCAGCUGCAAAAAGCAGCAGUGACAGAGAAACAGGAUCAGAAUCACAAUCUACAGUUCCCUUCUGGGGAUAGCAAGCAGGACAAUGUAAAAGGUGAUGAGGCGGAAGCACCAGCCAAGGGAUUUCUACCCUUCUGCUCUAACUUGAAGCUAUCUGCUGAGAACCUGGCCAAAGAGCCAUGCAGUUUUGGUAGUUUACAGGGGCAUACUGUUAAGUUGGUGGGAGAAAAAAAUGCUGUCACAAUUUUGGAGAAAGAGUUGCAGAAGGAUGACAGAAAGAGUGCCUGCCUCUUUUUGGGGAUGAGGAACUCUGCCAGGGGUGAUGAGGACUGGACCACCCUCUCUCAGGACAGCACCUCCUAUAGCUCUUCUGAUGGAGACGCAGAUCACUUCUGGAAUUGCAACCCCUUUGAGACAGACACAGAUUUGCCAGCUGGAUGGAUGCGCAUUCGAGACACAUCUGGGACUUACUACUGGCAUGUCCCCACAGGAACUACGCAGUGGGAUCCCCCUUCCCUAGUUGGGGAGACAGGAAGAUCCUCUAGCACUUCACAGGAAACAUCACACACUGAGGAACAAAAUGAACUGCAGGCAGAUGAUGUGAUACCUGACCAUAGUUUGAGAGAGUCUGAAGGGGCAACAUUGCAAUAUGCUUCACUCAACCUCAGCAGUCUGUCUGAAGAGGAGAAGAUGAAGUCUUUCAGCAUUGACCAGGAAGCUAAGUGUUUUGCUGUUCGUUCUCUGGGCUGGGUAGAGAUGUCAGAAGAGGAACUGGUCCCUGGGAAAAUCAGUAUUUCAGUCAAUAACUGUAUCCGUCAGCUCUCCUACCACAAAUACAAUCUGCACAACACAGCUGGCAUCUGGGGAGAGGGGAUGGACAUGUUGCUGGUCCUGGAGAAUGAGUCCCUGAACCUGAGAGACACUGAUAGACAAACAUUGCUGCACACACAACCAAUUGUCUGCAUCCGAGUCUGGGGGGUGGGCAGAGAUAAUGGCCGGGACUUUGCAUAUGUUGCAAGGGAUAAUCUGACCCAUGGGUUGAAGUGCCACAUAUUCCGAUGUGAGACUCCAGCAAAGAACAUUGCCACAAGCCUGAAUGAGAUCUGCUCCAAGAUCAUGGCAGCGAGAAAGAGUUCAAAGUCCUGUCUGAACAGUCUCAACAUCGACCCCUCCAAACUUGUUGAAAUACCCUUCCAAGAAUUUCCUGUUCCAAAGAAUGACAUGGUUCAGCAGUUCCAGGUCCGAUAUCUGGGAAAUGUCCCAGUUGCUAAACCUGUAGGUAAGGGACUUAUAGGAAUGGAUAUUGUGAAUAGCGCUUUGGAGACGGCACUUAGCACCAAAGACAAACCUGAAUGGACACCAGUCAUGGUCAGUGUAGCAUCAGCUACAAUCACAGUCAUCGCUGAGGAGACAGAUGAGGUGCUUUGUGAGUGCCGGGUGAGAUUUCUCUCCUUUAUGGGUGUUGGAAAGGACGUCCACACGUUUGCCUUUGUUAUGGCAGAUGGUCCAGGAAACUUCAACUGCCACAUGUUUUGGUGUGAGCCCAAUGCAGCUAGCCUCUCCGAGGCAGUUCAAGCUGCGUGCAUGCUACGUUACCAGAAGUGUCUGGAUGCACGUCCCCCUGGAUCUGGCUCUUGUCUCCCAGCCCCUCCUGCUGGUUCAGUGGCAUGCCGUAUGGGAUCUAGUGUUAAAAAGGGAGUCCAGAACCUUCUAGACAGCUUUAAACAAAAACGGGCAGAUGCACAGACACCCUAGUCAGACCACUGAGGUGUAGGCAGUCGGGGACUUGCAGUGUUGCUUUCAAUUUACACUGUAAUGAUUUUGAACCCGACACGUCAUCUAUAACCAACAUGCUUCUUUCACACACUAAUCAACUGGCAUCAAGAACACGUCAGCUUGUCGUUUCAAGACUUCUUCAGUGUAGGGAUAUUGUGCUUCAGCAAUUUGUUUCUGAAAUCCUUUCACCUUUAAGACCAACACUUUCAGAUGCAUUUUUAGAUGAUAUUAACCUCUGCUGAUAGCAUACAUUGACAAACUUCCUUAACCCGUUCAAAUUUUUUUAAUUGGCCUCCAAUAUGAGCUUAGAAUGAAAGUGCACUUUGACCACAAAUGGUGAAAUAUUAUGCUGAAGAAAGCAGGGGCACUUCAGUGUAAUAAGUGCCAGACAAUGAAAACAGGUGAAAACCCUGAGGCAUCAGGUCAAUUCAACAAAACCUACUCGAAUAAAGAACAUU